AUGGCCGAGGCGAAGCGGUUCGCGAUGGUGUGCGCGGCGAACAUGAACCGCAGCAUGGAGGCGCACAAGGUGGCCCUCAACGCCGGUUUGGACGUCAAGUCCUACGGCGCGGGGAACAGGGUCAAGCUCCCGGGCGCGAGCCGCGAUAACCCCAACGUCUUCGAGUUCGGCAGCGUGACGUACAAGGACAUCUACGACAAGCUCAUGGCCGAGGACGAGAAGCUCUACACGCGAAACGGACUGAAGGACAUGCUGGAGCGCAACAUGACGAUCAAACCCGCGCCGCAGCGGUGGCAGGACAGCGAGGUCGACGUCGACGUCGUCGUGUGCUUCGAGGAGAGGGUGUUCGACAACGUGGUGUCCGACCUGAAGGGACGCGUGGGGGGUUCGGGGGAGCCGCUCCUGGUGAUCAACCUGGACGUCAUCGACUCGCACGAGGAGGCGCUCAACGCGGGGCCGCACGCGCUCAAGCUGUGCGAGAUGAUCGACGCGAGCGACGAUUGGGAGUGCGAGUGCGACGAGAUCAUGGACAGCUCGCGAGGUAAUCCAUGA
Messenger RNA from Micromonas commoda, 552 nucleotides. RefSeq lists its product with no specific name. Gene Ontology annotation, molecular function: RNA polymerase II CTD heptapeptide repeat phosphatase activity. The record is from RefSeq and is a predicted model, not a curated record. Lineage: Eukaryota; Viridiplantae; Chlorophyta; Mamiellophyceae; Mamiellales; Mamiellaceae. Gene Ontology annotation, cellular component: mRNA cleavage and polyadenylation specificity factor complex; nucleus. Gene Ontology annotation, biological process: termination of RNA polymerase II transcription. The coding region runs from base 1 to 552 and encodes 183 amino acids. The transcript has a single exon.